Chanos chanos (milkfish) is the source of this 672-nucleotide messenger RNA. RefSeq names its product histone H3-like. Gene Ontology annotation, molecular function: protein heterodimerization activity; structural constituent of chromatin; DNA binding. The record is from RefSeq and is a predicted model, not a curated record. Gene Ontology annotation, cellular component: nucleosome. NCBI's taxonomy places the organism in Eukaryota, Metazoa, Chordata, Actinopteri, Gonorynchiformes, Chanidae. The transcript has 2 exons. Bases 1 to 672 code for a protein of 223 amino acids.
AUGGCAAGAACUAAGCAGACCGCUCGCAAAUCUACCGGUGGCAAAGCCCCCAGGAAGCAGCUAGCCACCAAGGCUGCUCGCAAGAGCGCCCCAGCCACCGGUGGCGUCAAGAAGCCUCAUCGUUACAGGCCCGGCACCGUGGCUCUCCGAGAGAUCCGCCGUUAUCAGAAGUCCACCGAGCUGCUUAUCCGUAAGCUGCCCUUCCAACGUCUGGUGAGGGAAAUCGCUCAGGAUUUCAAGACCGACCUGCGCUUCCAGAGCUCCGCCGUCAUGGCUUUGCAGGAGGCUAGCGAGGCUUAUCUGGUUGGUCUGUUCGAGGACACUAACCUGUGCGCCAUCCACGCCAAGAGAAGGAGUAAAAUGUCUGGAAGAGGAAAAGGAGGCAAAGGACUUGGCAAGGGAGGCGCUAAGCGUCACCGCAAAGUGCUUCGUGAUAACAUCCAGGGCAUCACUAAGCCAGCUAUUCGCCGUCUGGCUCGCCGUGGUGGUGUCAAGCGUAUUUCUGGUCUCAUCUACGAGGAGACUCGCGGUGUGCUGAAGGUGUUCCUGGAGAAUGUUAUUCGUGACGCUGUCACCUACACCGAGCACGCCAAGAGAAAGACCGUGACUGCCAUGGACGUUGUGUACGCCUUGAAACGCCAGGGCCGUACUCUGUACGGCUUCGGUGGUUAA